UUGUUAUUUUAUGGAUUGCUCUGCUGGGCUUAUCGCAGGCAUACGCUCCGGACAUAUGCGCAAAACAGUCUUUUGGAUAUAAAGCUGUCGAUUCACAUGACUCUAAAUCAUAUUUUCUGUGCCUAGGACUACUUGGCAAAAUAUGGAGCCAUUGUGAUGACGGUUUUCGCUUUAAUGAAUCGGAACAGAAAUGUAUUCUAGAGAAACAGUCAAGAGCAGGGAAUCAAAAUUCUGGAGGUCCAAAUAAUGUGUUCAACAUUAACCAGAACAUUACCAUGCACAAGCCACUUAUCUUUAAUAUCUUUGGUCCAUUGUGGAAACCGUCAAACCCUGCACCUCCACUACUACCAGCACCUACAACAACCGAAGAACCUGUCACUAUUUCUCCAGGGCCAGAGUAUAGCUCUACUACAUCGAUUAAUACAGCGAGUUCUCCUUCUUCAACAACUGAUAGCUCUACAGAGGGUUCUUCAUCAUCGUUCUCGGAUAGCUUUACAGAAAGUUCUACUCCAUCUACGGAUAGCACCUCAGAGAGCUCUUCUGCAUCAACGGAUAGUACAUCGGAGAGUUCUUCCUCAACAACGGAGAGCUCUACAGAAAGUUCUUCUUCUUUGGCAACGGAUAGCACCACCGAAAGCUCUUCUUCUACAUCCACGGAUAGCUCUUCAGAAAUUUCUUCUUCUUUGGCAACGGAUAGCACCACAGAGAGCUCUUCUUCUACAUCCAUGGAUAGCACCACAGAAAGCUCUUCUUCUACAGCCACGGAAAGUUCUACAGACAGUUCUUUUUCCACAACGGACAGCACCACAGAGAGUUCUAUUACUACUACUUUAUGUACUCAAACUACACCAAUCGUAGUUUAAGUUCCUUAUAACCGAAACCAACUACUACACUAGUUUGAGUUAUAUGUAGCGCUUUGGAUACUCUAAUAACCAUAUUCGAUUUAAUUGACAAGAAAACAUAAAAACGCCUUACAAUACACCCCAGAACAAUCUCUA
Messenger RNA from Drosophila virilis, 998 nucleotides. The record is from RefSeq and is a predicted model, not a curated record. NCBI's taxonomy places the organism in Eukaryota, Metazoa, Arthropoda, Insecta, Diptera, Drosophilidae.